Hypoxylon trugodes is the source of this 6900-nucleotide messenger RNA. Its product is annotated as ketoacyl-synt-domain-containing protein. Gene Ontology annotation, molecular function: 3-oxoacyl-[acyl-carrier-protein] synthase activity; oxidoreductase activity; phosphopantetheine binding. Gene Ontology annotation, biological process: secondary metabolite biosynthetic process; fatty acid biosynthetic process. Bases 1 to 6900 code for a protein of 2299 amino acids. NCBI's taxonomy places the organism in Eukaryota, Fungi, Ascomycota, Sordariomycetes, Xylariales, Hypoxylaceae. The transcript is spliced from 10 exons. The record is from RefSeq and is a predicted model, not a curated record.
AUGGAUAACCCAAUCCCCGAUGCAGUGGAACCCAUUGCUGUCGUCGGGAUGGGCUGUCGGUUCCCCGGCAGCGGCACCUCGCCUUCAGAACUAUGGCGAAUGCUCUGUCGUGGCGAGAGCGCCUGGUCUGAGAUUCCUCAGAGUCGCAUGAAUGUUUCGAGCUAUUUCCACCCGAGCGGAAAUCGCCAGGGCACCGUCCCCUUCCAGGCCGCUCAUUUUCUGAAUGAAGAUAUCGCUGCAUUUGACAGCUCGUUCUUCUCUAUCCCGGCUGACGAAGCCAGAGCUAUAGAUCCGCAGCAGCGUAUUCUCCUCGAGGUUGCAGUGGAAGCUCUCGACAGCGCUGGCAUUGACCGCGAAGCUAUCAAAAAGAGCGAUACGGGUGUUUGGAUUGGCUCCUUCGUAAAGGACUAUGAGCAGAUUGUCUUGCGAGACCCUGAUGACUCGCCCAAGUAUGGAGCGACAGGGAAUGGGAUUGCAAUCUUGUCGAAUCGUAUCUCGUUCUUCUUGGACAUUAGUGGCCCAAGUAUGACAAUCGACACUGGAUGCAGCGCCAGUCUGGUUUGCGUGCACAAUGCUUGCCAAAGCCUACGUAACCGCGAAAUUGAUAUGGGCCUUGCUGGCGGUGUAGGAUUAAUCCUGACGCCCAACACUAUGAUGCCAAUGACCGCUCUCAACUUCUUGAGUCCAGAUGGCAAAUGUUACACGUUUGAUGCGCGUGCUAAUGGCUAUGGCCGUGGCGAAGGGAUCGGCGUUGUGGUCCUGAAACGUCUCCAAGAUGCUAUUCGAGAUAACGAUUGUAUUCGUGCAGUGAUUCGUGGCUCAAGCGUGAACCAAGACGGCCGUACGCCUGGUAUUACUCUACCUAGUGCGGAGGCUCAGCUUCGCAAUAUCCGGUCCGUGUACAAGCGCGCUGGCCUCCCUGUGAGCGACACCGCCUACGUUGAAUGCCACGGCACCGGAACACAGGCAGGUGACUGGAGAGAGUUGAAGGCAGUUUCGGAUGCAUUCUGCGCAGAAAAUGUCCCCGAUCACCCGAUUUACGUUGGAUCAAUUAAAACCAACAUUGGCCACCUUGAAGGGUGUGCUGGAAUCGCUGGACUAAUCAAGGGAGUUCUGACCAUCGAAAAUGGUAUGAUUCCGAAGCACCUUAACUUCGAACCGCCUGGCAAUCCUGCUAUUGAUUUUGAUAGUUGGAAGAUUAAGAUCCCAAUCGCAAAUACCCCUUGGCCGGUUGAGGGACUCAGGCGCGCGAGUGUCAACUGCUUCGGUUUUGGCGGAACCAAUGCCCACGUUAUUAUGGACGAUGCCGCUUCUUAUUUGGCUCGGAGAGGACUUCCGGCAUAUCACAAUACCACAAUCCUGGAGAAUGCUCCAGACUCUUCGGCGCUACAGUCGUCUAAGGAUAUGCCUCUCUUUAACAGUGCGCUGCAUCGGCUUACAGAGGCAGACAAGAAGAUAAAAAGUGGAUCGCGGACUCAUCUGUUCGUCUUCUCUGCACAUGAGCAGAAGGUGUUGUCUAGGAUGCUCAAGGGUUACGCGUCCUAUAUUGGGGAAAAAGUCGACCAUAUGCCUCUGAAUUUUAUGGAGGAUCUUGCGUACACGCUCGGUUGCCGUCGCACAAAACUGCAAUGGAGGACCUCAAUCGUUGCACGGUCUCCCGAGGAGCUAGUUAUGAAGCUGGGCGAUAUGCAGCCUAGAGAUUUCACUAGAGCAUCCAAAGAUGAAACUAUCAAAGUGGCACUCAUAUUUGGUGGCCAAGGAGCACAGUGGUUUGCUAUGGGAAGGGAGCUGUUGGGUUUCGGGAUAUUCUUCCAAUCGAUCGCUGACGCCACUUCAUAUCUCAAAAACGAUAUGAAGUGUUCUUUUGAUAUUCUCGAAGAACUCAUCAGGGAUGAGGAGUCCUCUCGAGUUAAUCGACCUGAUAUAUCCCAACCAGCAACCACAGCGAUACAGGUAGCACUCGUUGACCUACUCACUUCAUAUUUUGGGGUCAGUCCAAGCUCUGUCUGCGGCCAUUCAUCUGGCGAAAUUGCUGCUGCAUACGCGCUGGGGGCGCUCUCGCGAGAAGAUGCCUGGGAGUUGGCCUUUCACAGGGGGCGAUGCGCUGAAGCCUUGCAGCAUUCAAAAGAUGAAAAUAUCAUGGAGGGUAGCAUGCUUGCUGUUGGCCUCUCGGCUUCCGAGGUGCAGGCUUAUAUGCAUGUUGAUGACAACCGGAGAGUUGUAGUGGCAUGUAUCAACAGCCCGAAUUCGGUGACGCUGUCUGGUGAUAAGGAUAUAAUCCUUCAAGUUCAGGCAAAUCUCCAAGCCGCCGGUAUUUUCAACCGAAUACUCCUCGUAGGGGUCGCAUAUCACUCACACCAUAUGAAGUACUGCGAGGAUAGCUACCUUGGGUCCAUUGCGCAUAUUAAGCCGGAGCGCCCAGGUCGCAGGGUAGUCCGAUAUCCUCACAGCCAAUAUGGAAUGGCUAGAACCAAUGGACUCCAUCAAGGAGCAGAACUAAAAGAUUCGUCUUCUGAAAGUCUGCCACCUACUAUGUACUCGUCUGUGACAGGGCACGCCAUUAGUUGGGAGCAGCUCCACCCGGAGUAUUGGGUGAGAAAUAUGGUCUCCCCGGUUCGCUUUUCAGACGCCAUGCAUCAAAUGGUGAGCGCAGAAGGUGAUGGGAAGCCGAACAUAAUUAUUGAAUGCAGUCCACAUUCUUCACUCCAGGGUCCGAUCAGACAGAUUCUUGACGCCGAGGAGAAGCUUACACAGCAGCCAUCUUACUCAUCCGCGCUUCACAGGGGUAAAGAUGCUGCUGUAUCCGUGCUCGAAAUGGCUGGAAAGCUCUGGAGUCUUGGCUGUGAUGUAGCCAUGCCCUGGGUAGUUAUGAGGGAUAUACGACCAUCGUUACCUAGACUGCUCAUAGAUCUCCCCAAGUACCCUUGGAACCACGACAAUACAUAUUGGUACGAGUCUCAUCUAUCACGAGCUAAUCGUUUCCAAGUUCAUGGGAGAUAUGACCUGAUUGGCCGGCCGACGAUGGAUUCGAUUCCUUCCCAUCCUCGAUGGCGUGGCUUCUUCCGCAUCUCGGAGAACCCCUGGAUUCAAGAUCAUCAAGUACAAAAGACGAUUAUCUAUCCCGCCGGCGGUAUGAUAACCAUGGUGCUUGAAGCAGCUAAGCAGGUGGCCUCAGAAAAUGUAUCCGGCAUUGAGAUCACGCAGUUUAGCAUACAGAAAGCCAUGAUUAUUCCUGGGACUCUACAUGGGUUAGAGUAUGUCCUAAAUCUGAAUAAGCGCGCCGAUCAAACUGCCGUAACUUCUGCCUGGAGUGCUGGAUCCUCGCUUGCGCCCGUUACGCCUGCGACUUUCGAGUUUUCUAUAUGCUCGAAACAGCUGGACGGACCGUGGGAGGAACAUGGCAAGGGGUUUGUCACGAUCCACUACCGCCAACCCGCCGGAGGAGCAAGAGUUGAGCACCAGAACCUUCGAGAUAGACUUCUCCAAACUGAUCGUUAUUACCAAGCAUACCUUGACGCUAAGAAUAAUUGCGACGAGUUAGUCGCCCCAAGGCAAUUAUACGAGACCCUCGAUGUCAUUGGAAUGAACUAUGGCCCGCUAUUUCGGAAUAUCAGUUCUCUUUUCAGGAGGGAGAACUUCUGCGUUAGCACUAUUCGUAUCCCAGACACUAAGUCCGUCAUGCCUGCGAACUUCGAGUAUCCUCACAUAAUUCACCCGGCGACUCUCGAUGCCAUUUUCCAGACGGCUUUCGCCAUUGACAGCGAGCCCAUGGUCCCUUCCUUAGUCGGCAGUUUGUAUAUAUCGGCUGAAUCCCAUGCCCUCUCGGAGAUUGGCAAGGAUCUCGUUGUCCAUACUCAGGCUGUCCGCCAGGGGCUACGUGGUGCAUCUGCGUCACUCACUGUAUCAGACAGUUCAUGGUCGGACGAAUUCGCGCCAAGGAGCCCUCCACUCAUCAUAAUUAAAGACCUGAAUUUCACAGCGUUGAUCCCCAACCCCGCGAGUAUUGAAAAUGUCUUUCUUUCGAACCAUCGCAAUCUUUGUUCUGAGAUUGCAUGGGAGACACUAGAUCCCUUAUUAGACUCAGAAAGAAUAAACGACCUUGUUGAAGAUGACAAAUGGCUUACUGAGUAUAAGAACAGUAUCCUUGUCCUGGUUCCUGAGAUUACCGGACACGGAAUUGAGGAGCUCUGCACACGACUUGCGUUGGAAUUGAACUGUGAUUUACGAACAUUAACCAGCAUCAAAGAGGGUGAAGCCUUGCCAGAAUUCUGCAUCUCUCUCGUGGAGGCUGAUGGCCACUCGUUGAUUUGGAGUUGGGAAGAACGGGACUUCCUCGCAUUUCACAGAGUCGUUACUGCUACAAAAGGGAUACUUUGGGUCACUCGUGCAUCACAAUUAGAGGCCGAGAACCCUCAAUCCUGCCUCGUUCAGGCCUUGGGCCGAACCAUACAAUCGGAAUACCCUAGGAAAAAACUAGUCUCGUUUGAUAUCGAAGCUAGCAUGAAUAUCUUCCACGGGUCGGUAUCUUCAUCGUUGUCUCGGACGAUCAUCAAUUUGUUCAAGAGAUCCUUCAUUAAGCCACAGUUAACAAGGCCAAUGGAGACAGAAUAUAUCGAGCGAAAGGGGCAGAUCAUGGUGCCGAGGCUAGUUCCGGUGAGCUCCCUCAAUUCGAUGAUCGAGCGUGGCGCUGCACCGGCUGCACCGGCCCUGCAACUCAUGCCUGCCCCGCACGUAAGACCCAUGAAGCUUGAGAUUGGAGAAAUAGGUGACGUGGGAAGCUUAUACUGGUGUGACGACCCCGAUGCCCACCUUCCCGUCGGUUUCGACGAAGUAAGGGUCAGAGUCAUAUCAACUAUGCUCAGUGACCUGGAUAAUGAUAUAUUGCGGGGGCGGGCGCGUAAUCGGCCUCUGGGAACUGACGUGCGAGGUGUGGUUGAAGAAGUCGGUAGUGAUGUUAAAUCCGUCGCGCCCGGCGACCACGUCUUAGGAAUUGCCCGUGGAUCUUUGCGAGAUUACAUCAAGUGUCAUCAUCGACUCGUGCAUAAAAUACCAGACGACGAAUCCCAGCCUGGCUGUCCCUAUUUGCCAACAUGCUUUUCUGUUGCUAGAUACGCGCUUGGUAAACUCAAGACUGGGGAUACUGUCCUGAUCCAUGCUGGUGCGGGACUGUUAGGCCAAGCUGCGAUCCAGGUCGCCAAGGCUGCUGCGGCGGUGAUAUUUGCUACUGCAGAAACUAAUUAUCAGCGUGGCAUACUCAACCAUUUUUGCGAACUUCCAGAGGAUCACAUCCUCGAGGCGAAAGCGGACGCCCUAGUGGACGUUAUAUUGCACCUAACGGAUAAUGAGGGUGUGGAUUUCGUCUAUGAUCCAGUCGCACGCAGUCGAGAUUCGAAUCUCGUAUGUAUCAAAGAAGGGGGGCAGGUUUUCGGUUUUGCCCAUAAGCCUGAUAGAAAGGACCUGGCGAUAAGUCAACCGGAGGUCAACGGUAAAACGUUCAGCUGCACUGUGCUGAACAUACCACAUCUUGUGGAGAACGAACCGCAUCGGCUUGGUGAAGCAUUAGAAUUUGCUUGCCGGAAACUCUUAUCUGGACACUUUCAGAUCUGGGAUCCCCAUCCUCAACGCGCAUACGACUACUCCAGCCUGACGGAUGCGUUCAUGAUUUUGGACUCGGACGAAAAUGGCGCCCAGAUAUGUUGCCGGCGAGCUACAUCGAAGCCCGUUCCAAUUCUGGUUCGGUCGCCUCGUCCUACGAGCGAUUAUCUACACGGAGAUGCCACUUAUAUCCUCUCUGGUGGCCUCGGUGGCCUCGGUGUCGAGAUUGCUAAGCUGCUAGCAAUUAAUGGAGUAAAAUAUGUUGCUUUCUUGUCACGGUCUGGCGCGACAGGUGAUUUGGCCAAGUCUUGCCUCGACUUCCUUCGUAAUAGAGGGGUUAAGGCCCAAGCUUACAAAGUGGACAUUUGUGAUAGCGAAGCUCUCAAGGAGACAUAUGACAAGAUCCAGCAGUCUAUGCCCCCUGUGAAAGGAAUCUUUCAAUGCGCUGCUGUCCUACGCGACUCGGUCUUUGACAAUAUGACGUAUGAAGACUGGCAGACAGCUACGAGACCCAAGACGCUUGGCUCCUGGAACAUUUAUCAAAUCUUCGGUAAUGGCUUGGAUUUCUUCGUCUUCCUAUCCAGUUCAGCAGGCGUCAUUGGGAACCGUGGCCAAGCCAACUACGCCGCGGGCAAUGCAUUCCAGGACUCGUUGGCCAGACACAUAAAUACGAGAAGCGAUGGCAAGAUGCAUUCCGUGUCUAUUGAUCUGGGUCCGGUCCUCGAAGCGGGUAUGCUUGCUGACGACCCCCGAACAUUGGACAUACUCAAGGCCAGUGGCUUCUUCGGAAUAAGGCUUCAGGACUUCAAGCGUAUAGUUGAGUGCGCAAUUAGGGGCCGCAUGGAAGAUGGCAAGGAAAUGCCCGCGCAGGUGGUCACGGGGGUAGGAACUGGCGGCUUGACGAGACAAAAUAAACCGGCAGACCCAUAUUGGACGCGAACAGCUCUGUUCACUCAUCUCAACCAGGUAGACAUGCCGGUAGGUUCGGAUCCAGAUUCGGUGGAGGCAGACUUGCAAGAGACGAUGCGUAGACGGCUGGCGCAGGCGGUGGACGUGGAGCAGGCGAAAGAAAUCGUUAGCAAAGGGCUAAGAGUGAUGCUCUCAAAGAGCAUGAACAUGGAUUCGUCGGACGUGGAUGAAUCAAAGCCGCCUAGUACGUAUGGUGUGGACUCGCUGGUGGCGGUGGGGGUACGCAACUGGGUUUCUAGGGAGUGCGAGGCGGAUGUGAGCAUCUUCGAGGUGCUCAGUGAGACGAGCAUCAGAGAGCUCAGCGCUAUGAUAGUGGAGAGAAGAGGAGAGGCGUAG